AUUUAAGAGAGGCUUAAAACAAGUCUAGAUCUAGCAGGAAGUGAAAUUGAACCAAUACAUAUCUUCAAUAAAAUUGAAGAAAUUGUUGCGUAUGUGACAAGAAGCAAAAUGUUCGUUUUGAGAGUGUAAGUCCAAAGAUGAAAUCGGUACGACAUCCGUAUGGAAUCAUCAUUUUAGCAUUUCUUAGAGUUGUGAUUGGUGUAACAUUCUCCUGUGACUAUGGCUGGUUGCUGUACCGAUCCAGAUGCUACUGGAGGUCCGUUGGGGAAAUCUCGGGCAACAACGCUAGAGGGGCUUGUAGGCUGCGUGGAGCUUUCCUCGCAUCUGUAAAGGAUUCCGGUGUUCAAGCUUUCCUGCAAAGCAGGGUGAUGAGCGCUGGGGACGCCUGGAUCGGAGGGACAGACGAGAGCCACGAAGGAACUUGGGUGUGGCUAUUCGGCGAUGAUCCUUUUAAAUACAGUAAUUGGAAUUCAGGUGAACCUAACAAUAAAAACGGCAAUGAAGACUGUUUGCAAUUCUACCAUGACAAGGGGAACAAAUGGAAUGAUCUACCUUGCGACCACAAAAUAAAUGGAUACAUUUGCAUGAAGGGAGCCGACAUCAGACCUUCCCUUUCAUCUAGCUGUGCAUGCAGUGGAUUAAACUGCGUAAUAGGAUCAGUAGUCGACCAAAGAAAAUGCACAAAAACGGAUAUCCUUUUUCUUAUUGAUGACUCUGCUAGUGUCUUCAAUGCCGGUUUCACCUACGCAAAGAGUGUUGCUAAAAAACUGGUAGAUUGCUUAACGAUUGGUCAAUAUGAAACUAGAGUUGCAUUAAUGACUUUCGGUUCAACUGUUUCCACACGAUUUAACUUCGGUUCACACACUGACCAAGCGACUGUAAAGUCAGCCAUCGCUGGAACUCCAUUCAGAGGUGAAGGUCGAACGGAUAUUGCUAAUGCUCUAAACGAAGCUCGAAAUAUGAUGGGUUCAAAUCCUAAAGAUACACUCGACAUUGUUAUAGUUCUCACCGAUGGAAAAUCAAAUACUGCUGUAUAUAGUGCAUCAGCUGCAAUUCAUACAGCUAAUGUGUACGUCUUUGCUAUGGGAAUAGGAAAUGACGAAGACUCGCCCAAUCUUCAAACAAUUGCAAGAAACCCGAAUGCUGAUUACCAUGUGGUAUCCAAUGACUACUUUGAUCUACAUGCUAAAGUUUCAAAACUUAUAACAGGUCUUUGUAUAGGUUAUACUGUGCCUGAAUUUGUUACCUGUGAAAUGGAAAUUAGAGACAGCAAUGGAGAAAAAGCACAGUCUCCAACCAUUGGAUCGUCCCAAUGCCUUAACCAACAAGAUUUUUACGGAAAAUAUCAACCAGAACAUAUUGACACUCAUUUAAUGAUUUCCGCCCAAUACACAAAGUAUAGUCCAAGCGCUUCUCAUUUAGACUUUCAUUUUGGUGUACUUACUGCUGGAGUUGUAAUACUUAAACGAACAAAAACAGGUUUGGAUGUUAACAUACAGUAUAGUCCUGUAAAAGUAACAUCUAAAUACGAACCUCAUAUAGCAAAGGAUGUUAAGCUGACGAAUUCCGUAAUACUUUUGGACAGUGAAAGGCUUUGUUUGAAAUACGACGCAUAUGCUGGUGGAUACAUUACUUUCGAGUCAAAGUCUUAUCACUAUGGAACAACAACGGCCCAGAGGACCCUUUGUUACUUCUAUGACGACCAAGCUCCACGUCAUUGUUCAGACUUUGGGACAUGCACCUAUUCUCCACUUCAACUUGCUGUCGAAAUAACCAAUGCUUCCACUUUAUUUGUGUCUUUUCCAGGUUGGGAAGAUGUAGAUAUUGCUGGAACAACUUCAAUAUUUGCUUCAGGGAUAAGUCAUUUGGAAAUAACUCUUCAUGAAAUGGAAUAUAGCAAUGGUACCCUAAACAUGAAACAUAACUCGAAAAUCCCUAAAACUGUUUGCCACAACUGCAGUAACACUGUUAUAGAUAUUCCACAUACAAAUGACCCUAUUCUCUAUGGCGUUGCAGUAGAAGUAGUGGACGUCGCUCUUAACCCAAGACAGGCUCGAAGGUUUGUUCUCUAUGACGCAUCAUCAAAAAUAAAAGUACACAAAAAUUAUGUUUUGCAGGUAAUAUCAGCAUCUGCAAAAACAAAUUUUCUUUGGCAAACUAACCACGGCAUCUUGUGCUAUAACUGGACCAACAGAUAUUAUAAUGACAAAUUUGUGCAUUAUAAUCCGCUAAGUCCCAUUGCCACUGGCGUACACAACCAUUUUACUGGGGUGUACGAACAGACAACGGGAAAAUUUCCAGUGACGGGAACAUUAAAUAUUCACGGCAUUACCAGUUUUCGUUAUACGAUACAAAAAGAUCUGGUAGAUAUAAUUAGUGACCAGUUAACACCAAAUUUUCCCGAGGAAAAUAUUUGUGUUCCAAUAUCUGGUGUUAGCGAUGGAAAUACAAUUACAUUUAAAAUCAGUGCCAAUGAUAUUAUAGGUCAUCAAAUAGAAGAAACCGUUGUUCAUCACAUUGAUUCCUCCCCCCCGGAAAUAAGCGAUGCGUGGCUAGUACGUGACGGUACAAAAGAAAUAUUUGUUCAUAACAUGAAGGACCUAUCUGCUAUGACAUUACAAUUCAAGGCAUUUGAUGUUCACAGUGGGUUGGUCAGUGUGCAUUGGUCCAUACGAAAUGAAGAAGACCAUUCUGUAUUUGGAAAUGGGGCUCUUGGUGUUUACUCCAUCGCGAACUGCUCCAUUGAACUAAACUGCUAUUGUCCCUCGGUAGGAGAAUGCCAGUUGAUGAAUUACACUCUUGUCAUGAAUUCCCUGGUUGUAAAUGACACGCAUAUUGGAGAUCAUCAUAGAAAAUACGUAAUCGAGUUAGAGGUAGUUAAUCAUGCUGCACUACGAACUACAGAAAGCGUUACCAUUCUUGUUGACGAGUCAGCCCCAGAAACGGGCGUUGUUCGAGAAGGGAGUCAAGGUUCCUCUGAUAUCGAUUACAUUUCCGAACCAAACAUUACCAUUAAUUGGGACGGAUUUAUAGACCAUGAGAGUGGUAUAAAAUUUUAUCGACUAGGACUUUCUAAUUCAUGUUUGAGUUUAGAAGAGUUAUGGCAUCCCAGUAGUUCUAACUUUGAGUAUUACGACACGGAAGAUCUGAGUAUAAAUGUAUUAAUAACAUUUGAGAAAAAAAUGUAUUCUUCAGUUAUUGCUUUUAACAAUGCCAUGGAACCUUCUAACGUAGGAUGCAGCGAUGGUUUCCUUGUGGACAUAACUCCACCAGUUAUUUCAAACCUUUCUGUUCGAAAUUUAAAGACAAUCCCUUCAAUUGGUUGUAUAAAUAAUUCCUUUUGGUAUGUGAGCGAAGAUUUAAGGCGCACACGAGUUACCUGCAAUAAAACAUGUUUUUUAAAUCAAAGCACUCCACUGCUUCAUGCACUACCGGAAACUCGAAUGAAAAGUGUUCCUGGCGACAUAUGUGUGUUGCCUUCUUUAAGGAAUGAGUAUCUCUAUCUUGGAAACGAUUUUCUGGAUAUUUCUUGGAAUAUUAGUGAUGCUGAGAGUCAGAUUGAAGAUGUUUUCGUUGGAAUUGGUUCCUCAACUUCUUCUGUCGUAUCUCCUGACGUUUCUGGCUAUACCAAAACUCACCACAAUGCGUUCUAUCGUCUUAGGCAUCCUGGAUUAGCAGGAAGUAGCAUUGUCUUUCUUUUCGUAAAAGCAGUUAACAAAGCGAGCAAAGAGACAGUGAUGUCAGUAGGUCCAGUCAUAAUUGAUGAAACUCCACCUUUGUGUAUCAACAAACCUACCACAGAGCUAGCAAAUGGUUUAGUCGUAGCAUCUUGGUCUUCUGAUGACUUUGAAGACAAUGAACAAAUCGGAAUCAUUCGGAAAAUCUACUACAGACUUGUUUCCAAAGAUUCAAAAGUUAUGACCGAUUUUAAGGAAUGGACAAAUCGUAGUUUUUGUUCCAUUGGACGCUAUUGCAUCACAUUCCCUGUAUUUGAAAUUCAACACUUAGAUAAGGGAAGUGGGCGUGUUUAUGAAAUUGAGUUUCACGCAUUUAACAAUGCAGGACAUGUCUGCCAUAUCCGCUCUAAUGAGUUUAGUCUUCCAUCUCAAUAUCUUCCAACUCGAGGAACGGUGUAUGAUGUUGAAAAUAUCCCAAGUACACAUGAUGAGAAUGUAGAGGAUAUAGAUGUUUCUUUAACAUUAGACUCCUAUUGUGUAUAUUCAAGAGGCAUACAGCACAUAGAAUCUCUCACCUAUGAGAUAGGGGUUGGAUUGAAUCACGAAUCUGAUGAUGUUAUAUCGCUGCAUUCUGUAAACGGGUCCUUUUCCAACAAAGGCGUGUUUAUUUGUGAAAACACGUCAAUCUUACAACCAUAUCAAAAAUACUUUGUCUUAUUGAAAGCGUCUAGUUUAGGAGGAAGUAUUACUUUAUCAAGUGAUGGCUUUGUUAAAAUAAACAAAAACGAUUUCGACAAUUUCAUCAAAAUUUAUGAUGGCCCAGGGUGUACCUCUACAAAUUUGGUCUCGCAAGAAAAUCUUGUUCUAAAUGGCACGAAUUUUAUCCUAAGCACAUCACUACCUCUGGUUGUUGGAUCAGUCUACACAGCAUUUGUCGAUGUAUCAGACGACAGUUUUACAAUCAAUGAGGAAGAGGAUUCAAUUAUUUCAAAAUCUUACAAUUCUUUCACAUUUAUGCCACAUAGUCAUAUGCCAGUGUUUACUAUUUCUGUCAGUUUGACAGACUUAAAAUCUAACGUUGUAGACUUAUUCCGAUGUGAGGAAAACGUGGAUGUACAAGAUAAGUUCACAGAUAUUGGUGCCAAAUUGCUUAUAAAUUCAACUUUGGACCAUCAUAUAAGCCAUUACGAACUAUCGUUAUUGUCAUGUGGAAAUUCAAUGAACGGAGUAUGCAAAUCAGUUAUUUCAAAACGCGUUGGAAAACAAAAACAUUACGUGUUCACGGAAGUGCAUAAUAUUCUAACAGAGGGAUAUUACAAAAUUUUACUUCGUGUAUGCUUCCGGAGAAAAUGUAUUCAUGGCAGAUAUUCAAACGGCUUCUACCUUGAAUCGAAUGACCCAGAGUUUGGAUACUUUUCAGCUGAGCUCGAUUCAAAAAGCGAAGAAUGUGUUGAUAUUCAAUUGCACUUUCAAAAGUUCCACUGUUCAUAUCCUUUGGAUACCUUUGCAAAGUUUUAUAGAUGGGCGAUAUUCACCGACGGGGACACAGAUGGAUCGAUACAAUUAACUGACUACAAAAUACAUGUCAACAACACAGGAGAAAUAAGAUCCUGUACAAGCAUUCCUGUUCAUCCACAUCGAGUCUUGCGAGCCUGUUUGGAAGGUUACUGUAGGUCAGGAAGAGUAUCUAAGACGUGUACUCCCAUCAAUGUUUUACAGAAUCCGAACGUUUAUAACAAGGGAGUUGUCUAUGACCUAGAUGCCCGGUCGGAAUUUUUUUCAGUAUUAGAUAUGUACAAAUACACCAGAAAUAUCGGAAAUAAACUAAAGGAUUUGCAUGCCAAUGAAAUUAAUUAUGAAGCACAUUUUUUCAAACCUGGCGCUUUUGUUGUCGGUUUGGGAAAAACGGAAAAUGUUUGGAGCAUUACCAAAUCUGACCAAGUUCCUUUGCAUUGUGAGAAUGACGACAAGUGUUUAGUUUCAAAGAGAGAAACGGGUGGCUUAGUAGAAAUUUCAUCCAAAUUACCCAUGGAAUAUAACACAUUAUAUUACAUUUGUGUCAACAUCACAGCUGAUCGUAGUAUGAGUAGAUGCAGCAAUGGCUUCAUAAUUGAUCAGGAUCCACCCUCAAAGGGAGAAGUUUAUGUGAAAACAAAGAAGAAUGGAUUCAUGACUGAUAAAAACCGAAUUGAUAUACACUGGCAUGGGUUUACAGACAAUAACCCUUUUAUGAAAUUGGGAUAUCCAUCCAGUAUUCAAUUCUUCGAAAUAGGAAUAGGAACAAAAAGGGAAAAUGACGACGUAUCGGUCUUUGAGAGCGUUGGAUUGACAUCGGCAGUAUCAUUGUUCAAUUUAUCGCUAAUAGGAGGAACAUCCUAUUACUUCUCUAUCAAAGCUCAUGACCAUGCUGGCAAUUUUAUUGUUGGAUCCACUAAACCCUAUAUCUUUGAUGAUACUCCACCAACCCUCGGAGAUGUAUACGUUGGUCAUUACCUUAAUCAUAAAUCCUAUGUAAAUCCGAGUACUCUUCUCGUAAACUGUAUUGGCUUUUAUGAUUAUGAAAGUGGACUUGAAAAGUUUGAGAUCGGUGUUGGUAGCACAACGGAAUCAGCGGAUGUAUAUCCGUUGUUUGAACAUCACUAUACGAAUACACCAAUCAGAGUACCUGCACAAGAAACUUUAUUUGACGGUCAUGUGUAUCACAUCAUAGUUCGGGUUUGGAACUUUGCUGGUCUAUAUACGUCAGGUUUUUCUUACCCGUAUGUCUUCGAUAGUUCCCCUCCAGAUGAAGGCAUCGUGCGAGAUGGACCUGCUGUUAGACAAAAUGACGAAGACUACACAACUGAGUCCACUAUAAGCGUCCAUUGGACCGAGUUUGUAGACAAGCAUUCGCCCAUAGACUUCUACAGAAUUGGUCUUGGCUCCGGAGUAAAAUUAACAGACAUACAUAGUUUUAUUCUAAUUGGAAAGAAGCGAGAGUGGACAUGGACAUUACCUCUUAUCCCAGGAAAACGAUAUUUCUCGACCGUGGAGAGUUGUAACAUGGCUGGAUUGUGUAGCCAGUCUUCUUCCAAUGGAAUCGUCAUUGACCCUUCUCCCCCUGCUCCAGGCUUUGUUUCUAUUGGAGCUGAAAAUGUCAAAUACAUCCCACAAAGGUCAUUUCUGUCUCUAGAGUGGGGAAAUUUUGCCGAUGUUCAAUCUGGUAUUGUGCAUUACGAGAUUUGUGUCGGAAUAAGUAAACUAAAUUGCAACAUAUUCCAGUGGAAAAAUGUCCGCUUACAACAGUCUACCUUAUUACUGAACUUAUCUUUACCAACUGACAAAGACUUGUAUGCCGUCGUAAAAGCCACGAAUAGAGUUGGUCUUUCAACUCGUCAAUCAUCUCAUAGUUUUAGAGUAGAUGAUACUCCACCUAAAGUUACCAAAUCACCGAGAUUUAUAAGCAGUGAGGAAGCUCCUUCAAUAUAUGAUUCAUCGGUUAUACACGUGGAGUGGGGAUUUGAUGAUAAAGAAAGCCCAAUUAAGAUGACUCUGCUUUCUCUUAAGCUUCAAGGCGGGGCUCAUACUGAAUUAGAUAACAUUAUUGUAAAGAGUAAUGGUACAUUUGUAAAGUCACUAAGUUCAAAGGAGUGGUUAAAAGACGGUGACAGUUAUUAUGUUACCGUGACUUCCUGUAACAUGGCCGAGUUGUGCGAGUCAGUCAAAAGUGAACCCGUUGUGUUUGAUGGAACACCGCCAAUACAUGGAAAUGUGCAUGGUGAUGGUACAUGGUCUAAUAUUGACUCUGCUAUAACGCUAAAGUGGGAAAACUUUCGUGAUCCUGAAUCUGGUAUAAAAUCGUAUUUCAUAACUAUUGGAAAAACACACAGUGACAUGGAAUUCAGCAGAGGAAUAGUGAAUAUAUUACACGGUGGCGAUGAAAAUUCAACACAAACUGGUGUCUUUAAUAUCAGUGGAUUGAUAAAUGGAGACAAAAUAAUUUUUUCUAUAUGGGCAAGAAAUAAUGCCAACUUAAAUGGAACAAUGAGAAGAUUAACAUUUAUUGCAGUUUCAAACAACAAAAACAACACAAGUGGUAAUCUUGUUAUUGAGAAGCAUUCUUGUAGUGUAUCAUAUUGUACGAAAGAAUGCACGUGCGCAAUUCUUGGCGGAAAAUGUCUUUAUAUUCGAAACACACUUGGAUGCACGCAGACAAACAAUACAUAUAUGCUGAAUAAUUCUUCGAUUAGAUUGCGUAUUUUUGGACAUCAUUCAGAUAAAUGGACUUCUUCAACUCGUUGUUUAGGUAUUGAGUGGCAAUCAGAAAAUAUAAAUGUAUUGAGGUAUGAAUGGAGCAUAGGUAUAAAAAACAUGCCUUAUGGCUAUGGAAUAUUUAAAACCACCACAGAGCAAGUUUGGCAAGAUGUGAGUUUACAAAAUCGGGUUGUUCAUUGCUUACCGUGGAAACGACAACUUGUAAAUGAACGAGAAUAUGUUGCGUACCUUAAGACUUGGGUUUCAGAAACGGAAUAUAUUCUAGCACAAUCUAAACCAAUUAUUAUUGACACAACGCCACCAGGUAUACGAAGGGGAAAGUUCAUCAUGGAUUCAGACACGAUUUGUACACAUGACAAAGAAUUCAUCAAAACAAAAAACAUUACCACAUGUUGGAAAAGCGUUUUUUCUGACGCACAAAGUGGAGUCAAAGAGUACAGAAUAAUGAUUGGUGUAUCCCCUGGGGGACAUGAAAUCUCUGGAAUUCAAAGUGUAGGACUGGCAACAAAUUUUUCUUGGAAUUUUCCUGAUUUAGAGCCAGGAGUAAGAUAUUAUUCUUCGGUUGAAGCUGUUAAUUUCGUUGGUCAGUCCACUAAACUUACUUCAGACGGUAUCACCAUUGACUCUACCCCUCCGGACGCUGGAAUUGUGUUUACAACUAAUUUUUUUCAUGAUGACAGAUGGCUAAAGGAAGCGUCAACGAUAAGUGCCUCCUGGGAAGGAUUUUCUGAUUUCGAAUCAUCUAUAGAUCGUUACAUUCUUUCAGUCAUAGAUGCUGACCAAAAUGUUAUUGUACAAGAUCUGAAUGUAGGGUUUUUAAACAAAUACACUAUAACAGAUCUUUCUCUCGUCCAUGGGAUGAGCUACUUCAUAAAUGUGAGAGCAGUUGAUAAGGCGGGUUACAGUAGUGACAUUUCUAGGUCCGAACCCAUCACUUUAGACAAAACCAUGCCGGAAGGAUUGAAAUGCAAUAAGUUUUCAGAAGUUUCAAUUGUAACAACAAAACUAUUAACAAAUGAAAAACAAGUGAUUAAAGAUGUGUUUCGUUUGAUUAACUCUACAAUGUAUAAAAUUGUUAUUGAUGGAGAUGUAGAUAUCAAAACUCAAAAUGUGGAAAUCGACAUUAAUGGAAAUCUUUAUGACGUGGCUUUAAACGAACACUCGUCUGAAAUAUCAUUUAUGCCUCAAACAUUAACAUCAGACAUAGGUGUCUUCGUUAGUUCCCCACAAAACCAGAAUGUAUCAGUAAGGAUUACUCUGUACAAAUGUGAGAUUUUGGAGAUUGAUGAUUCUAAGGCAUUAGUUGUGCGACAAAUCUCUCCAAACUUUUUGACAAUUGCUGCAAAUGUUAUCGAUAAAGAAAGUGGAAUACGAAAUGUAGAAAUGUAUUUUGGAACUCACUUAAGGGGACGGCAGCUCAAAACAAUCAAAGCAACGUCUCCAUUUACAAUUCACAAAGUGUUAAUGCCGAUUUCACACAGAACAACUUUGCACAUAUCCGUAAUGGCAGAAAACAAUGCAGGAUUAAGAAAAUAUUUUUACUCUAAUUCCAUUGUAUGGGAUCAUACACCCCCAAAGAUACACAUUGAGAAUGUUUUUAUCAGUUAUAUUGAAAAAAACGGCGAUACUUUGUCUUCAAUAACCAUUGAUUUGACUCUGGAAGAAAACGAAAGUGAAGUUGCUUACUGCCAAUGUGCUUUUGGUAACGUGGUUGGCUCACAAAAUAUUCAAAGUUGGAAAACGUCUAGGAAUUUGUAUUCUUGUCAGUCAACGUUGAAUAUUUCACAUGGGUCAAACGUAUUCCCUUCGGUGCAAUGUUUUAACAAAGUUGGUCUGCAAACGGAAGUAAACAGGAAAUCACCGCUGGUUGUCUCAUUUGAUUCACCUCGACCAGUGUCUGAUGAAGUCCAGUUUGUUGUAAACAGUGCCACAGUUCAAAACUCGGUCAACAUCCAAGGGGUUUCCACGUCCCUUUAUUUCCACUGGCAGGCCUUUAGGGACACUUCCGGAAUGGCGACGUACAAAGUUUGUAUAAAGUCCGACAACUUGAUAGUUUACGAUUGGCAUAGUAUUGGAACGCACAAUUACUUUUCAGCCGACGAAAUAUUGCUCACCACGAUGAAGAACUAUACUGUGCUUGUAUCAGGGACUAACGUUGGAGGGAGAACAAGUGAUCCCAUAAAUGGUUCAAUAUCUGUUAAAGAUAUUAUUCCUGUACAAACCGGAAACUCGUGUGUUGCUUAUGCUGAAAAGGAUGGGAAAAUACUUGUAUCUUGGACAGAUGUAUUCAACUUAAAUUUUGAAAUGGACCCUACUUUUGUAGUUUACAUUGGAUCCGACGUAGGAUUUGCAGAUCUUCUUCAUCAUUUUAAAACGAGGAACACUGAUUAUUGGUUAUCGUCUGAAACCAGACUGUUAUAUGUUGUUAUAACUGCAAAGUAUGUCACCGGAUCAGAGUCUAUCUAUCGAGAAUUGAUCAAGGUCAAAGAUUAGACAUGUUCUAUAUUGGAUUUGUAUAAGUCAACCGAUCUGACAUUUGUGUGGUGAUUAUUGUUUUUCAUCACGUUUAAGUUAAUACCUUGUUCGGUUUUUGUUACAAUAAACUAUCAUUAAAGUUGUUUUUUAUUCAUUAGUGAUACAACAUAAUCUCAGUUACUAAUGGUAAUGAACAAGAUGUAAAAGUCUUUUAAAUUAUUGUUUAAACACAUUUUAUAAAUUUUAAUGAUUUCAUUUAUAGUUCCAGAAUAAUAAGACGUCAGUCAUUAAUACAUAUAGUCUUUUUCGACGUUUAAUAAUUCUUUAUGAAUGUAUUAUUAUCUCAACUGCAAUAAGUUCCACAAAGAAAGAGACGAAAUACUUCGAUGAUUGAUAUCCUUUUAGCAACCUUUACUUUGCCUUUUGGUAAAUAGAUUAUUUAUUUAUUCAACGAUUUCAUUCUGAGAAUAGAAACACACUUUUGAGUCGGCUUGCGAAGCGACCGAGUCCUUGUUAUCAUAGCCAUUUCUGCGAAAAUAUUGCACUACAUUAUUCAUGCGCUAAAGAAAAUAGUGCAUUCAUUACCAGCUUUUGUUAGCGUGAUUGCCAAUGGUAAAACAUUUUCAUAUUUAUUUACACAUAUAUUUAAAAAU
Messenger RNA from Magallana angulata, 11059 nucleotides. RefSeq lists its product as uncharacterized. Lineage: Eukaryota; Metazoa; Mollusca; Bivalvia; Ostreida; Ostreidae. Gene Ontology annotation, molecular function: protein binding. Bases 138 to 10424 code for a protein of 3428 amino acids. The transcript is spliced from 20 exons. The record is from RefSeq and is a predicted model, not a curated record.